Molecule: messenger RNA, 417 nt
Organism: Talaromyces proteolyticus
Lineage: Eukaryota; Fungi; Ascomycota; Eurotiomycetes; Eurotiales; Trichocomaceae
Exons: 3
Coding region: 114-341 (75 amino acids)
Cellular component (GO): endoplasmic reticulum
Source: RefSeq, a predicted model, not a curated record
GUUACGGACUUGCGAUACCUUUCUUGUUAUUGAAUCAUGACCAACUGGGCUCCAUUAUAGCAGCCUCUUCUCACCUCGCAUUUUAAUUGACCUUCAAUUGCUGCCCAGUCAACAUGGCCCAGACACCGAAGCAGAGGCGCGCGAACGAGAAGUACGCAAAGCACGAGGCUGCGAAAAGAGGCAAACCAGAAACUACUUUGAAAAAGAGCCAAAAACAGAAAUCGCCAGUGUCCAUUGGCUGGGUUGUGAUACUCGCGUUUGUUGUCUGUGGAGGAUUGGCAUUUGAGCUCCUAAGGAUUGUUCCAGACAUUUGGUCGGCGAUUACUUCCCUCGUUAAAUAAAAUGACAUGGAAAGACUACUGUACAGUGGCCUAGAAUAAUUUGCUAGUGUUCAAGAAAAGGGAAGGCAGUUUCGUC